CACACGUCCAUCUAUGAAAGUAUAGCAACAAUUCCCUGUCCAUCCAUCUUCGUCUAGUUUUCUUCCUAUUUUGACCAAACAUGCCAACAUUCUUCUCCUUUCAAACCUCGUUACUUGUUUCUCUUGCCCUAGCGCUUGCCCUUACACCAAUAACAACAACGACAAAGUUCCAAUUCCAGAACGCCCUCUCCUUUUCCCCACUCGCCACUCUCUUUGUCACCCUCUUCGCUGUUUCCCUUAACUACUGGCUUGUCCCUGGAGGUUUUGCAUGGAGAAACUAUCGAUUCCAACAUCAUCCCAACAACGAAAAACCAGACGCAAAACUUUCUGGGCCUAUGGGGUGGCCCAUACUGGGCUCUCUGCCUCUAAUGGGAUCUCUGGCGCACGCCAAACUCGCUGCUUUAGCCGCGUCGUUAAACGCCAAGAGGAUAAUGGCGUUCAGCCUGGGACCCACUCCGGUUGUUAUAAGCAGCCACCCCGAGACUGCCAGACAAAUCUUAUUCGGAUCCUCCUUUUCGGAUCGUCCCAUAAAAGAAUCCGCUCGCGCUCUCAUGUUUGAGCGAGCCAUUGGUUUCGCUCCUUCCGACACCUACUGGAGGCACCUUCGUAGGAUUGCGGCGUUCCACAUGUUCUCUCCGAGGAGGAUUCAGGAUUUGGAGGGCGUCCGGCAGCGAGUGGCUGAGGACAUGGUGAAGAGCGCGUGGAAGGAGAUGGAGGAGAAAGGGGUGGUGGAAGUUCGGGGCAUACUUCAGGAAGGAUCUCUGUUGAAUAUUUUGGAGAGUGUGUUUGGGAGUAAUGAUAAGAGUGAGGAGUUGGGUGGUAUGGUUAAGGAAGGGUACGAGUUGAUUGCGAAGUUCAACUUGGAAGAUUAUUUUCCUCUCAAGUUUUUGGACUUUCAUGGGGUGAAGAGAAGGUGCCACAAGUUGGCCGCUAAGGUCGGUAGUGUUGUGGGGCAAAUUGUGGAGGAGCGAAAACGAGAUGGGAGUUUUGUUGGGAAGAAUGAUUUUCUUAGCACUUUGUUAUCCUUACCCAAAGAAGAAAGGUUGGAUGAUUCAGAUAUGGUGGCUAUUCUGUGGGAAAUGGUAUUUCGAGGAACAGACACGGUUGCAAUACUCCUAGAAUGGGUCAUGGCCAGGAUGGUUUUACACCAAGACGUACAAAAGAAAGCCCGGGAAGAAAUCGACACGUGCAUCAGCCAAAAUCGUCACGUGCGAGACUCGGAUAUUUCGAACCUGCCUUACCUCCAGUCCAUAGUGAAAGAAGUUCUCCGGCUGCACCCUCCGGGUCCACUACUCUCAUGGGCCCGCCUCGCAGUCCACGAUGUCUACGUGGAUAAAGUACUUGUGCCAGCUGGCACAACAGCCAUGGUUAACAUGUGGGCAAUAUCGCAUGACUCGUCCAUCUGGGAGGACCCAUGGGCUUUCAAACCGGAGAGGUUCCUAACAGAAGACGUUUCCAUCAUGGGGUCGGACUUGAGGCUGGCCCCCUUCGGAGCUGGACGUAGGGUGUGUCCGGGAAGGGCCUUGGGCUUGGCCACGGCCCAUCUCUGGCUCGCGCAACUUCUCCGCCACUUCACAUGGCUCCCGGCGCAACAUGUGGAUCUUUCGGAAUGCCUUAAGCUUUCCAUGGAAAUGAAGACCCCUCUGCGAUGCGUAGUGGUUCGUAGAUAAAAAUAAAUAAAAAAUGUCGUAAGCCCUUGAGCCAAACCAUCUUAAAUGCAUCCGAUGUUUGAUGUUAAAGUGAGUCGUCCUCUCUCCCUCUUAAUGAGUUUGGUACUCAAAUGUCUAGUGAAAUAUUUAGAGAUUAACCAUGAAACUUAUCUCUAAGUUCUAUUUCACUUUAUUUUCAAGAGUAUCAAAUUAUUAAAGUAAAUAAUUAUCCAGUGCUAGUUGACAAGAAGUGGAUGUAAGAAGAGAGUGUAUUAAGAAGAUUUUAUGUCUCUUUAAUUGUAAAAUGUAAAUUACUUUAAGGUAAUGUAAUGAAUUUGGUUUCCGUUGCUUUGA
Messenger RNA from Vigna angularis (adzuki bean), 2003 nucleotides. Its product is annotated as cytochrome P450 78A5. Gene Ontology annotation, molecular function: iron ion binding; monooxygenase activity; heme binding. The transcript has 2 exons. Bases 81 to 1670 code for a protein of 529 amino acids. NCBI's taxonomy places the organism in Eukaryota, Viridiplantae, Streptophyta, Magnoliopsida, Fabales, Fabaceae. The record is from RefSeq and is a predicted model, not a curated record.